Molecule: messenger RNA, 3809 nt
Organism: Dreissena polymorpha
Lineage: Eukaryota; Metazoa; Mollusca; Bivalvia; Myida; Dreissenidae
Exons: 10
Coding region: 1-3690 (1229 amino acids)
Biological process (GO): G protein-coupled receptor signaling pathway
Cellular component (GO): membrane
Molecular function (GO): adenylate cyclase inhibiting G protein-coupled glutamate receptor activity
Source: RefSeq, a predicted model, not a curated record
AUGCAGCAAAGAGCGCGGGUGCUUCUAGCGGCGUUGUGUGCACUUACGUUUUGUUUCAUCAGCGUGAAUGGGCUGGGAACAGUGCUACUUCCGGGCGACGUCUACAUCGAGUUUAUCGGCUCCGUGUACUCCGGCAGCUCGUGUCGCGUACCGGAUGUGAAGGUGCUGCAAGCGAUCAACGCAAUCAAGUGGACGCUUGGGCGGCUGAACGACGUCAACUUCACCAACGGUCUGAAGCUGGGUCUGAGGGUGAGCCCGACGUGUCAGUCUGUGGAGAGGGCCACCCAGGUUACACACCAACUGAUUGUGGAGAUGGGAAACAACGACACAAUCGACGUCGUCGGUGUAAUCGGCUCCGAAUUCAGUUCCGAGUCUGAAGCCAUCUCGCGCAUGCUCAGUUCGAUGCCUGACCAGUAUCGUUUGCUGCAGGUCAGCUGGGGUGCCACUUCCGCCUCACUGCGCAACCGCGAGCUGUACCGGAACUUCUUCAGGACCAUCCCAGCAGACGAUAUUCAAGUUCAGGUAAUGUACGAGUUUCUCGUGGCGGCUCGCUGGACGAUGAUCACGAUGAUCUACAUCAACGACUCGUACGGGCGCGGCGGCUUCCGGGAGCUAUCGGAGAGACUGGUCGGCUCCGACAUUUGUGUGGUUGGCACCGUUGCAAUAGAGCCUGAGAAAUACAAUGUCACCAUGCUAGAAGAUGUAGUGAGGAACAAGGUCUACAAGAUCAAUGAAACAAGAAACGAGCCGCCUGUAAGCGGUAUAAUAGUGUUCGGAAGCUAUCAAAUUCUUGAGGCUUUGUUCCAAGCAAUACACAAUCUGGAAAACGACAACAAAACUGCUCACUUCAACAGGCCCAGCUUAAUUCUUUCGGAAACCGGGACAUAUUUUGAAGGCAAAUUUCCUAAUGUUUCGAAAGGCGCGUUUGUGUUAAGCCCCCCUCGGCGAAUAAUUUCCGAGUUUCAAACCCACUGGAAGAACAGUCUUACAAUAUCGGAGACACUGAAAGCAGAAGCCAACGCGAAUCGAUUUUUCAAAGAAAUGUUCGAAGGUCUCAUGAACUGUCAGUUUUCCAACGAGGUGCAUUUGAACUAUUGCCGCCCAAUGGCGCCAGAGGAACAGACCAUGCACGCCGCGCAGUCAAUGUACACGCAAUACGCUAUUCAGUCUGCUCUUGUAACAGCGUUCUCCGUCAAGCGCGUUCACUCGACGGCGUGCCUGACCGGCGGGGCUUGUGAUGCGUUCAAUUUCGUGAAUAUGACCAAACGGUCCGCCUUUAUAGAUGCUAUUCAAAACCAGAACAUCGUCUUUGAUCGUGACUUUGGUGGUUUACGCCUGCAGGAGUUUCAGAGCCAACCCCCUCUGACUGCGCUGACCGUGCGGUUCGAGGGUUCCUCCGACGUGAAGUUCGUACCCAGCAACAUGUUCCCCGAGUAUGAGCUCUACAACCACCGACUGGAUUCCGUGCGGUGUUCCCAGAAAGAUGCCCCUUGCCUCAUCAAGGUUGCCACGUAUAAUAAGCUGACCUCCCUGGACAAGUCCCUGCUGUCAGACAUUCGUGACUAUGAAGAUAACAACACUGUGCUGUCUUGGCCCAAUAUCCGGAAGUCACAGUGUACGGAUGGCUACCGAUCCGAUUUCUGUCUGAGUCAAAGGUCGGACCCGUCCGUUCUUUAUCAUAAGGGUGACAUGUACAUCGUUGGGAUUGUCCCAGUGCACAAUACGGGUACCACGCCUCUAAAAUGCGGAAACAUUAAAAGAGGCGGACUGGACAAUGUUGAAGCGAUCCGAUAUGGAAUAUCAACUGGAAGUGGCGCGUUUGGUGGUGCCAAGAUCGGAGUCAUCCUGAUUGAUAGCUGCAAUGAUCCACAGAUCAUACAGGAGAAGAUCCUGACGCUGCACAGGCUGGGAGUGUACGUCGACGGAAAGUAUGAGCCGGUGGCCGACAAGAUCUUGGGAUAUGUAGGGGGCUGGGGCAGUGACGUAACCACGGCCGCCGCCAAGAUCACCAGCCGACUGGGUCUCGUACAGAUCAGCUACGCCUCCACGGCGCCGUCGCUUAGCGAUCGCGACGUAUAUCCGUACUUCCUGCGCGUCCCAAGCGCCGACGACUACCAAGCAGCGACGCUACUCAAGAUCGUGAAGGCGCUCGGGGGCAGUACUAUCCAGGUCAUAUACAGUGAGACAAUCUAUGGCGAGGGUGGAAGGGGUCUUAUACAGAAACUCGCGGCGAAGCCGGAGUACAACCUCUGUAUCGGCAACGAGAUUGGCGUCUCCAAGAACACCGACCCGACGACCAUCGUGGAGUCGCUCCGUAAGUCUAAGGAAUCGCAAAUAGUCGUCGCUUUCAUCGGAUCGUUCGAGCUGGAGUAUAUUAUCGGCUACUUGAACGAGAAAUUGGAUCUUAACGAGUUCCUUUUCGUCGCGUCCGAAGGUUGGGGGUUGCGUAGUGACAUGUUCAGGUACCGGAACCUCCAGGGCACGAUCACAGUUGUCUCUCGCCUUUGGACCACUGAUGGGUUCAAGUCUCACCUUAAGGCACUGCGACCCGACAACAAGGACAAUCCCUGGCUCCUACCCUACAUGGAGAUGAUCUAUGGCUGUUAUUUUGAGAGCAGCUUUGACAAAUCUUCUUAUAGGAAAUGCAACGGCACUGAGAAUCUGGAUGAAGCAAAAGGCGUGUACAGUAUUGACUCAUGGGCGCCGUUCGCUGAACGAGCCGUGUCCGUUCUGCUCAAGGGAGCGGCGUCCACUCUGCAGAAAGUGUGCGGUACCGCCCUGUCUGUCUGUCCGGAGUACUACAAUUCCACCGGCGUGCUGCUGACGGAAGUGAAGCGACAAGAGGAGCUUGCGGAGCCCCAGGACAUCGCCACGCGGCGCGUCUUCAACGACAACGGCGACGGCACGAUAGGCUACCGGAUAUACGCCAUAGACGUCAAUGGGAAAGCCAAUAAGCUGGGUACCAGUGACAGUCUCGGGUUCCAGUUUCCGGUACUGCAGUACUACACCUACCGCCCUAGUGCUUCCAUUACAACCAAAUGUACCGACGGCGUCGUUUGUCGGAAGUGCUACACGCAACCCACCUCGCCGCCCGGGAGUGGACAGACGGCGUUCCCAGGGGGCGCUGUGGCAGCAAUCGUAGCGCUGGCGGUUUUCGCGUGCGUCCUCCUCGUGGUUCUCCUCUGCAUCUGGAAGCGGACCGGAUGUCAUUUGAGAUGUGAUGCCUUAAACCCACCAUUAGAUGACACAUACCUGACCGCACCCUUGGACAACACGUACCUGACGGCGAUAUACGCAGAGCAGCGGCGAAAUCAUGGCGUAGACGGAAGUGAAACGCCGACCACAGUAAUCAAGACAACUGACGACUACCACCUCCUGAAUCACAAACGGGUUGCGAUGGAGCGGCCUGCUGGUUCGUUUCCAAGGGGCGAUAAUAUCCAAAGCGUCGCGGUGUUGCCAGGGAACGAAAAUGUGACUUCAGUGGUGCCGUGUGUCGGCACUUUAAAUUCAAAGUCAUCGGACAACAACUUGCAGGCUCCGCCAGCACACGAUUUAGGCGCUUUUAAGACGUCAAGUAAACAUGUAACGCUGUCAAAAUCUGACCUGACAGCACCGAUCCAUAGCAACAUUCCAGCCCUUGAACAGCAGGGCGCGUCACGUGAUGCCGUGGACACCGUGACGGGGCUUUAAUAUACACAUGUGAUUUCCGUGGAAAAUUGCACGUAUGGUGGUUAUAUAUUUCAUUAUUGGCGUCGCACUGAAGUGCGGCGACUAGUAUGUAAUACGUUUUUUUUCGCUUAUGGGAGGAG